Hordeum vulgare subsp. vulgare (domesticated barley) is the source of this 772-nucleotide messenger RNA. Its product is annotated as basic leucine zipper 43-like. Gene Ontology annotation, biological process: regulation of DNA-templated transcription. Gene Ontology annotation, molecular function: DNA-binding transcription factor activity. NCBI's taxonomy places the organism in Eukaryota, Viridiplantae, Streptophyta, Magnoliopsida, Poales, Poaceae. The record is from RefSeq and is a predicted model, not a curated record. The transcript has a single exon. The coding region runs from base 152 to 736 and encodes 194 amino acids.
CCUUUUCCAGCUAUAAAUCCGCGGCUCGUCUCUCUUUCUUCCCUUCACAAGACCCCCCGGCGUCUUCUCUUUCUGCCCUCCAUUUCGACUGUACUCCAUCAUUUCCCUCUGUCCUCUGGCUCGGCUACGUACAACAAGCAAAGCAGGCAGCAUGUAUCCAGCUGAGGUCACAAGUGUUCUUCUUCUCCCUGCAGCAUACUUGCCACCUGCAAGCGCAACUUCUUUCGGAUUCGGACACCAGUAUUCGUACCAGAUAGCCGAAGACGAUCAUCUCCUGUUCCAGUGCAGCGGCAGUGGUCUAAUGCAGCUGCCCUACGCCGGCGAGCCGUUUCCCGAUCACCCUCCGGCGGUGCCGCCGCUCCGCAACGGGUCGAGCUCCGACGAGCCAGCGGCCCACGCCGUGGACCGGCAGCACGCGGAGGAGAAAAGGAAGAGGCGGAUGGUGUCCAACAGGGAGUCGGCGCGGCGGUCGCGCGUGCGGAAGCAGAAGCAGCUCGGCCAGCUGUCGGCGCAGGUCGUCCACCUCAGGGACGCCAACCGCGACCUGCUCGACCAGCUCAACCGCGCCAUCGUGGACUGCGACCGCGUCGUGCGCGAUAACUCCCGGCUCAGGGACGAGCGGGCGGAGCUGCAGCGGAGGCUCCGGGAGCUCCCCGUGGUCGAUGCCGCCGGUGUGGAGGGCGUCGCCGUUGAUGACGACAACGAGUCUAGGAUGGUUGCAAUUGCAUCCAGCUAGAGGAAAAGUAACAUUUCUGUCUCCGAAGAUGUAUGA